This is a messenger RNA of Dioscorea cayenensis subsp. rotundata (Guinea yam), 1902 nucleotides long. RefSeq names its product F-box protein At4g18380-like. NCBI's taxonomy places the organism in Eukaryota, Viridiplantae, Streptophyta, Magnoliopsida, Dioscoreales, Dioscoreaceae. The record is from RefSeq and is a predicted model, not a curated record. Gene Ontology annotation, molecular function: protein binding. The coding region runs from base 581 to 1642 and encodes 353 amino acids. The transcript has 2 exons.
UGCGCCCCCCCCCCUCGCCCUAAUGUCCGAAUGGAGCUCUCUUCUUCCCUAUUUCGAUCCCUAAUUCUCCUUUUCAUUUCCUUGAAAUCCAUGUUUUUCCUAUAAUUUCACCUGAUUUCUCCACCCUCGUCAUCUUUGAUCGAGAGAUCUAGAUGCUGAAGUCCUAAUUUCAUCGAAAUCCCUACUUUUGUUUUUUCUAGGCUGGUGUUUGAUUGAGUCUUUUCAAGUUGGAGCUCCGAGCGGUCCGAUCUGAUGGAGAUAUGAGAGGAGUGGCUGAGUUUCGAUUUCGAAUUGGUAGCAGUUGCUGUGUACCACUCGCGAGAGGCUAGGGUUUUUCUGGAAGAUCGAUUGGCUUGGAGUUUGACCCUUUCAGAGUGCAGAUAGAUUCUCUAAUGAUUCAUUGUAUGUGUUCUAACCUCCUCAUGUUCACUGUUCAGUUCUCAGAACUUUCAAACUGAAAUGGAAAUUUGAGUAUUAGUCUGAAACCUUUAUAGAUUCAGUUUGAGAGCUUAAAACUGAAUCAUAGAAGUAGGAAUCAACAACAAGUUUGCCUUUCUAAGCCAACUUGUAGAUAUUCAAAAUGCAACCCAGAGUGCGAAUUCAUGCUGACCCUUCCCCAGACCUUGACGAGUUUGAUCGAUUACCCGACUCCUUGGUUCUUCUAAUUUUGAACAAGGUAGCUGAUGUUCGCUCUCUUGGCCGAUGUGCCGCUGUCUCAAGGCGUUUUAACAUGCUUGUGCCUCUUGUCCAUGACAUUUAUGUUAAAAUCGACCGGGUUGUUACUGUUGAUGGUGAUUCGGAUGAGGGGCUGAAUCCAUCUUCUCCAAAACCCCGGAACCUCUUUUCCCACUUCCUAAAACUUAUGCUCUUCACUCUUCUUAAACCCUUCAAUCACCUUCGUAACACCAACGGUGGGAACAAGCCUCUCUUUCCACAGCUCUCCCAUCACUCUCCUGCACAAGUGCUUAAGAAUUUCACCCAUGUCCGCAAUCUUAGAAUAGAGCUUCCUGCUGGUGAUGUUGGAACAGAAGACGGAGUACUUUUAAAAUGGAGAGCAGAGUUUGGGAGCACUCUUCAGAACUGUGUGAUCUUGGGUGGUACCCGGAUUGACUGCAACCCUACAAGUGAUCUGGAGCCUUCUGUAGAAGAUAAUGGGAGCAUACCGGAAUCAUUUUACACUAACGGAGGGCUGAAGCUGCGAGUAGUCUGGACUAUUAGUUCAAUGAUUGCUGCCUCAACGAGGCAUUAUCUUUUGCACCCUGUAAUUAAGGACCACCCUACUCUUAGGAGCCUGGUAUUGAUUGAUGCAGAUGGACAAGGGACUCUGAGCAUGGGUGUGGAUCAGCUGAAGGAUUUCAGGGAGAAGCCAUUAUCAGCCUCAGCAUCAUCGAACAGGACUCAAAUUCCAGCAUCAAGUAUGAAGUUAAGGUAUGCUCCAUACUUGGAACUUCCCGGUGGCAUGGGCGUGCAAGGUGCUACGCUUGUGGUGAUCAAGCCCUCAAGCGAGGGCAGCAAUGGAAAUAACAUUAGUCGGAAGGAUACCGAUGCUUUUGUUUUUGGAGCAUUUGAUGGGCCUUUCAAUUCUGCAGUUAAGGCACUCAUGAAGCGUCGGACUUAUCUCUUGGAAAUGAAUGGUUUCUAGCCGUAUGGAUUUGGUGCUAUUCCUGCAGCUUGCACUGGUUCAUUUUGCCGUCUUUCGAGCCAUAUACAUGCCAAGCUCUGGUUUGGUGCCAUUAUCUUGGAAUCUACUUCAUACAUAUGAAGUUGUGGACUUCUCUUUCUUCUAUGUUGAGGUGUGUAAUAUUUAACUGUUUUGUGUUGUUCUUCUAUAUGUACAAAAAUAAUGACCUGUUAGAUUUUCUCCUUGCAUAUAUGAAUGGGUACUAGUGAUGGUUUCACUAA